AGUGAUUCCCUAAACUCGUUGUAUACAUACAAGUACUUUCUCAGUGUAUCCUACCAGUUGAAUAUUUCCAGAAAUUACCACAGCAUACCCAUUUACAUGUUGUUCUGUCCGACAUGUGCUAAUCUGCUUGUAAUAUCCUCGGAAACAGGCUACAAUAAAUGGGCGUGCAAUACGUGCGCAUACGAGUUUCCGAUCUCGAAGCAAAUGACUUCACGCUCGCGUAUGAAACGCAAGGUGGUAGAUGAUGUGCUUGGGGGGGAGGAGACUUGGCGUGAUGCUGAUUCUACUGCAGUCGCUUGUGACAAGUGUGGUCACCCACGCGCGUAUUUCUAUCAGCUACAGAUUAGAUCCGCAGAUGAGCCUAUGACGACGUUUUACAGAUGCGCCGGAUGUGCCUACCAGUGGCGUGAAAACUAGUGGUUUCUCAAAAUACAUGAUGCUCCUGAUUCUAAAUAUUUCCGCCAAGCGGGUGCUUUAACUUGAGUGAAGGCUUCUCUAAUUUCAUGCGUGCACCCCAGAUUCUAGUUGUCUCAGUUGCAUUUUAAGAGUGACACGUUCGUUUGAUCAAUCUAUGUUCCAACCGUCAUG
This is a messenger RNA of Suillus discolor, 588 nucleotides long. RefSeq lists its product as uncharacterized. Gene Ontology annotation, cellular component: RNA polymerase III complex. Gene Ontology annotation, molecular function: nucleic acid binding; DNA-directed RNA polymerase activity; zinc ion binding. The coding region runs from base 97 to 417 and encodes 106 amino acids. NCBI's taxonomy places the organism in Eukaryota, Fungi, Basidiomycota, Agaricomycetes, Boletales, Suillaceae. The record is from RefSeq and is a predicted model, not a curated record. The transcript has 5 exons. Gene Ontology annotation, biological process: regulation of DNA-templated transcription; termination of RNA polymerase III transcription; DNA-templated transcription.